AGCCAUGCUGGUGUCGCGGCGGCUCGUGCCCCUCGCCGCCGGCGGUGGAGCCGCGAGGAUGGUGACGUCGGCGGCGGAGGUGGCUGCGGAAGGCGGAGGUGGGGAGGGUGGGAGGGGGGACACGCUGGGAAGGAGGCUGCUGAAGCUGAUCUACCCGAAGCGGAGCGCGGCGGUGGUGCUGCGGCGGUGGUCGGAGGAGGGCCGGACGGUGCAGAAGUACCAGCUCAACCGCGUCGUCCGCGAGCUCCGCAAGUACCGCCGCUUCAAGCACGCCCUCGAGAUAUGCGAGUGGAUGAGGACGCAGCCGGAGAUGAGGCUGCUGCCGGGCGACCACGCCGUGCACCUCGACCUUGUGGCCAAGGUCCGGGGCCUCCCGAGCGCGGAGAAGUUCUUCGAGGACAUGCCGGAGCGCGCCAAGGGCCCGUCCACCUGCAGCGCGCUCCUGCACACCUACGUGCAGCACGGCCGGCGUGACAAGGCCGAGGCCAUGCUGGGGGAGAUGGCCAAGGCAGGGUACCUCACCUGCGCGCUCCCCUUCAACCACAUGAUGUCGCUCUACAUGUCAACCGGCGAGCUUGAGAAGGUGCCGGAGAUGAUCAAGGAGCUCAGGAGGUACACCACCCCGGACCUGGUGACCUACAACAUUUGGCUCACCUACUGCUCGAAGAAGAACAGCGUGAAAAGCGCGGAGAAGGUCUAUGAUCUGAUGAAGGAUGAGAAGGUGGCUCCUGACUGGAUGACCUUCAGCUUGCUGGGAAGCAUUUACAUCAAUGCCGGCCUACAUGUCAAAGGGCGGGACGCUCUGGUAGAGAUGGAGAAGAGAGCUUCUCGGAAGGAGAGAGCCGCGUACUCCUCGUUGCUCACGCUGUAUGCAAGCUUGUCAGACAGGGGCAACUUGGACAGGUUGUGGAGCAAGAUGAGACAAUUAUUCAGGAAGUUCAGUGACACCGAGUACAAGUGCAUGCUUACUUCGCUUACAAGGUUUGGUGAUAUCGCAGAAGCAGAGAGCGUUUACAGUGAAUGGGAGUCCACUUCAGGAACAUGUGAUUCGAGGAUCCCGAACACGAUCCUCUCAUUCUACAUCAAGAAUGGCAUGAUGGAGAAAGCUGAGAGUUUCCUCAAUCACAUUGUGCAAAAGGGUGUCAAGCCUAGCUAUAGCACUUGGGAAUUGUUUGUUUGGGGCUAUCUGAGCAAUGACAGAAUGGACAAUGUUCUUGAAUGCCUGAAGAAAGCUCUGUCAAGUUUGGAGAAAUGGGAUCCAAAUCCUCAACUCGCAACGGCGAUAUACUCUCGGAUUGAGGAGAAAGCUGACAUUGAAGCUGCAGAGAAGCUCCUUGUCAUGUUCAGAGAAGCAGGAUAUGUCACAACUGAGAUGUAUAACUCAGUCCUGCGCACUUACGCGAAGGCUGAGCUGAUGCCGCUGAUAGUUGAUGAACGCAUGGAUCAGGACAAGGUCGCAAUGGACGAUGAAACGAGGAGAUUACUGAGAUUGACAAGCAAAUACCCGAUUGGUGAAGUUUCAACAUUGAUGUCUUGAGGCGCAGCUGCAAGUAUUGUCAAGGAAUCUCCAAGUCUACGGAAUGCAAUGUGUUUAUGGCUGUCACUAAGUUAUUGCUCUCGUGUAUUUGCACUUUUGCAGUUUUGAAGUAGAAUGCAGAAUAGUGGUCCUAGACUGAUAGAUGGGAGUGAUUGUUUGGGUGUUUCAUGGAAAAAGUCAAAUACUCUUAUACACCCUCCAUAUAGAAAUGUUUGAUGAACUAGCUAACAUCAAACCAAAAAGUUAGGAGAGAGUAGCAUAUUUGCAAAUGAAAAAUAAUUUAUAAAUAAACUU
Molecule: messenger RNA, 1831 nt
Organism: Oryza brachyantha (malo sina)
Lineage: Eukaryota; Viridiplantae; Streptophyta; Magnoliopsida; Poales; Poaceae
Product: pentatricopeptide repeat-containing protein At4g02820, mitochondrial
Exons: 2
Coding region: 5-1537 (510 amino acids)
Cellular component (GO): mitochondrion
Molecular function (GO): protein binding
Source: RefSeq, a predicted model, not a curated record